UUAAAAUCAUACCUCAUGAAACACCUCAUAUAACCUUCAGUUCAUCAUGUGUAGGUUUUUCCUGUUUCAUUCUCUUUCACGUUUCCAUUUCUUUUUCCUUGUUUUGUUAGGCUUAUUUGGGCCUGAAACUAGUCAGAGUGAUUAGAUAUAUAGGAACUAUAACCCUCGGCACUUUUCAAAUUUCAAGUCUAUAAAGCCAUGUUAUUGCAUUUGAUGAUAAAUCUUGGAUGAACUUUGUUGUAACACUGGCCAAUCUGCUUGCUUAUCGUCUUUGUUAUAUUGCUAAAAUGGUUUUCGUUUCAUAUUUACAAGGAGCCUGUAUGGAGCUUGCAAUAGGGUCAAUCUUUGAAAUGAUGAGGUACUGUGGGGCUCCAAUUUGCAAGUACUUGGACAACCACCGCAAACUUGAAGAAAAAGUGGAACGUCUUAGAAGAAAAUUGAAUGAUCUAAACAUUCGAAAGCAAGACAUAGAAUCAAGAAAGGAAGCAGAGCUUCGCAGCAAAAAAUUGGUAAAGAAAGAAGUCGAGAAGUGGCUUGUAGAUGUGGAAACGAUGAAUGCUGGAAUGCAAGCGAUGGAAGACAUGCUGCGCAUUGUCCCCUACUUCUCACGUGCCCGCCUCGGAAAGCUCGUUUGUCGAAAGAUUGAAGAAGUGAACGAAAUUUACGAACGAGGUGGAUUUCCUGAGGGUGUCGCCAUUGAUGGACCUCCGACCAUCGGAAAGACAUUACAGACAACAAACCUCGAAGGUGAAAUCGAUAUAAAAGAACUAAUAUGGGAAUACCUGAUGGGCAAUGUGGUUGGGAUGAUCGGUGUCUGUGGAAUGGGCGGCAUAGGAAAAACUACCAUUAUGAAACAUAUCAACAAUCAGUUGUUGAGGGAGAGUCGAUAUGAUAAAGUUAUUUGGGUCACUGUAUCGAAAGAGUUCAAUGUUGUCAAAUUGCAGGAAGAUAUUGGAUCUGCCUUGAAUCAUUAUCUUCCUAAUGAUGAAUUGGAACGAGCAACUAUGUUGAUGGAUAUCUUGAAAAGAAAGAGAUUUGUUUUAAUCUUGGACGAUGUAUGGAACAGGUUUUCCCUGCGUGAUGCGGGAAUCCCUGAACCAACUUUACAAAAUGGAAGCAAGUUAGUAAUCACCAGCAGAUCAAUUGAUGUUUGUCUAUCUAUGGGUUGUGAGAUACUCAAGGUGCCGCCUCUUUCAAAACAGGAGUCCUUCAACCUUUUCCUAAAUCAUGUAGGGGAUGAUGUUCUACAAGUUCCAGCUUUGAAAGAGAUUGUGAAGCUUAUUGUUGACGAAUGUGGUGGUUUGCCACUCGCCAUUGUGACAAUAGCCGGUAGCAUGAAAGGGGUUGAUGAUGUUCGUGAGUGGAGAAAUGCACUGAAUGAAUUACGUGAGCGUGUAAAAAGCGUGAGAGGUUUGGACAAUGAAAUAUUUGAAUGUUUGAUGUUUAGUUAUGACCGUUUGGGAGAUCUAAAAAUUCAAGAGUGUUUCCUAUAUUGUUCCUUGUAUCCCGAAGAUUAUAUAAUUGAAAGGAACGAGUUAGUAGAAAAAUGGAUAGAUGAAAAACUCAUUGAUGAAUAUGGGAGUAGACAAGCAAUGCGCGACAGAGGACAUAGUAUUUUAAACAAGCUUGAAAAUAAUUGCUUGGUAGAGAAGGUUAAGGAUUUUUUCGAGAAAGGGGUCAAGAUGCAUGACGUUUUGAGAGACAUGGCAUUGUCUAUUAGAAGCGUUGGACCUCGAUUCAUGGUGAAAGCUGGCAUGCUAUUAAAGGAACUACCAAGCGAGCAUGAAUGGACUCAGGAUCUUGACAAGGUUUCCCUGAUGGAAAAUUCAAUAAUGGUAAUUCCUCCCAAUAUAUCACCAAAAUGUGGAUUUCUCUCCACCUUGUUGCUGCAACAAAAUCAUGGAUUUGAAAGGAUUCCAGAAGUUUUCUUUGAGUUCAUGCAUGGAUUAAAGGUUCUAGAUCUUUCUUAUACUAGUAUUCUUGAUCUGCCAAAUUCCAUUUCUAACUUGGAAAAUCUUACGACACUGGUGCUUAGAAGAUGUUACAGGUUAAGAUAUGUGCCUUCGGUAGCAAAACUUAGAGCACUGAGAAAGUUGGACCUUUUUAAUACAGCUAUUGAGGAGGUUCCUCAUGGUAUGGAAACGUUAGUCAACCUCACUUAUCUUGGCUUACAUUCAGGGAGUCUAAAGGAGCUACCCAGGGGAAUACUACCCAUGCUUUCUCAUCUUCAGUACUUGGCAACCACACUCAACAUAAAUGGAGAGGAAAUGACCAAAUUGGGAAAGCUGGAGACUUUGACAGGCUCAUUUCCUGAGGUGCAAGAUUUCCAAAAGUAUGCCAAGUUUAUACGGGGUCGAUGGCCUACCAGUUACCAGCUUGUAGUGGGAUCACCUUGGUCUGCUGAGCACGAUGAUUUGACCGAGCUGUUUGAGAACCCUGAGGAAUUUCAUAAUGGGAUAACUCUUAUCAAUUGCGAGAUAGGUAGAGAAGAUCUUGUGCUUCUCCCAAAUGAUCUUCACGGUUUGGCUAUUAAGAAGUGCCCCAAUCUCUUAAGCUUAAACACCAUUUCUUUGUUCCAUGAAGCUAAUGACUUGAAGAUAUGUUAUAUUAGCGAGUGUGAAGGGAUAGAGUGCGCACUUGACUUGUCAUUAUUGUCUUGCAACUCAAUUCAGAACAUUGAGGUGUUAAACCUUAAGGGAUUGCGCAACUUGCGCCAACUUGUGAGUGGACUAGCCAUUGAAUCUACAUCUCCGGCCACUCCAGCUGCCCCAGCACCGCCUGCCAUCUUCUCUUCCCUUGUAACAUUUGAAUUGAGCAACUGUUCAAGCAUGAAGAAGUUAUUUUCACGUGAGAUAUUGCAGGGCUUCCAGAACCUAGAAUUUCUUAAAGUUGAAUCUUGCAGUAAAAUGGAGAAAAUAAUAGCAGUGGAGGAAGAUGAAGGAAAUGGCAAAGGAGAAGUAGGGAGUGCCAACAUAACAGCAUUUAUUCUUCCCAAAUUGAGGAGGCUAGUCUUGUGGGAACUACCGGAAUUGAAAAGCAUCUCCAGUGCUGGUGUUGUGAUUCAUGCAGAUUCUUUCCAAUACAUUUGGAUAGUGGAAUGCCCGAAGCUAAAGAGGAUUUCACUGUCUCUUGCCUUGCUUGAAAAUGGGCAGCCAUCGCCCCCUCCCUUCCUCGAAGGAAUCUACAUAAAGCCAAGAGAGUGGUGGAAAUCAGUGGAAUGGGAUGACCCUAAUAUUAUGGAUGUCCUCUCACCCUUUGUUGCUUGUAAAGAAGACUAAAGAGCCACUUGAAUAAAAGUGUUACUCCCACCAAAUUGUCUUUAUUCGAUUCUUUCAUAUGCGCAUAUACAUAAACAUAUAGUUUUGUAACAUUCCUUAGCUGGAAAAAUUAAGUCCAACCAAAGCAUUUUAUAUCAACCUUAUAUCAGCUAAAAAACUUGGCAAAAUCCCUAACUUACCUACAAAGCAUGUGUAUAAGGUGUCUAAACACGUUCAUGCAUGUGCUUAGUUUUGAUGUUGGCAUGAACCAACCUCAAUGUUAUGGUAGGUCCAUGGACCCCAAUGUUUCAGGUUCUAA
Messenger RNA from Theobroma umbraticum, 3576 nucleotides. The record is from RefSeq and is a predicted model, not a curated record. NCBI's taxonomy places the organism in Eukaryota, Viridiplantae, Streptophyta, Magnoliopsida, Malvales, Malvaceae.